UAUUUAGGUUUAAAAUAUGAAUGAAAUUGACAUAAAAAAUGAUCUAUUCGAUGCCAUUGAAGAAAUAACAACUUCAGGUAAAAUGCAUCUUGAUGAAGCAAGUAUAAAAGUUAUAAAGUUUCAUUGCAAACUAUCAAGCAAAAACAUUAAAAUUGUAUUUAAAAUGUUGUUAAAACAGUUAGAAAAAAAACAUUCUCAGAUUCGCUAUUCAUGUGUCUUAAUCGCAGAUGAGUUGUUUUCUUGUUCGCAUUUAUUUCGAUGUUUGUUAUUAAACAACUUACGAAAGUUUUUUGUUUUAACUUUGGAAACUGAACCACGAAUGUAUCCUUUACCAUUGCCUGCUGGAGUUGCCAAAGAGUUAAAGUUAUUUACUCUGAAUACUUUUUAUGGCUGGUAUAAAAGAUUUUCUAAUGAAUACAGGCGACUUCAGUUGGGAUUUGAUUACUUAAAGAAUGUUAGAUGCAUUGAUUUUUCUGAUAUAUCUAUUAGAUCUUUAGAAUCGAAACAAAAGGUUACACAAGAAAAAGAGAAAGAAGAAAGAAUUAUGAAAACAAAACUUGACAUUUUAGACAAACAGUUAUCUGAUUCUUUUGAAAAUAUAAUGUCAACUCUAAAGCAAUUGGAAGAGUGUUUUACUCUUUUAAUUCCAAACAAUAUUAGUUCAGAGAAUAUAGAUGUGUGUGAUAUGGAUUUAUCCCAAACUAACUUUGUAGAUGGUAAUCUGAGAAAUGAAACUGGUUUGGCUGUUAAAUCUUAUGCUAUAGAUAUUAAACUAAAUAAUGUUCUUAUUGUAAAAGAGGAUUCAUCUAAUAAGGAUAUUAUUAAAUCAAUGCAAGAUUUGUAUACAGAAAGUGUCAAACAAACUGCCCAAGUCAAGAGAUGGCUAAAUGUCCUUACUAAAUAUGAUUCAUCUAAUCAUGAAAAAAUAACCAAAAUAUUGAAAUUAAAAAAUCUGUUGUCUGCAGCACAAGAUAAGUACCAAGAGUUAGAUAUUGUUGAAGAACUUGAUGAGGAAAAUGAUUUUAUUGAUGUGCCAGAAAAGGAAUUUGUUAUAGAAGUUGAAAACACUGAAAAAAAGCCUAGUGCUCAUUGUAAACAAAAGAGAACUUGUGGUUUUAUGCUAAGUAAUGGAAAGCAAUGCUCAAGAACAGAUAGCAUAAAAUGUCCUUUUCAUGGAAAAAUUAUAGAAAGAGAUCUGAUGGGAAUACCUAUAAAUGAAAAGGAUAAGAUUGAGGAGUUAAAGAAGAAACAACAAUAUGAGGCACACCAGCGCAAGAUCAUUGAAAAAGAAAUUGAUGCAGCUCUGGGAAUGAAUCUUUCAAAACAAAAAAAGAAAAAAAAAUUGAGCGAUGCAGACAAACGAAAAGCAAGAUAUUCUCGUUUGAUUAAAAUAAAAACAAAUUUAUUAAAAACAAAGUCAAAAUUUUGUAAUAAAUAAUUUUUAAGUAUUAGAUGGCAUUUUGAAAGUAUUAGUAACAA
Molecule: messenger RNA, 1479 nt
Organism: Hydra vulgaris (swiftwater hydra)
Lineage: Eukaryota; Metazoa; Cnidaria; Hydrozoa; Anthoathecata; Hydridae
Product: UV-stimulated scaffold protein A
Biological process (GO): response to UV; transcription-coupled nucleotide-excision repair
Cellular component (GO): chromosome
Molecular function (GO): RNA polymerase II complex binding
Source: RefSeq, a predicted model, not a curated record